CCCACCACAGGGCGCGUGACGUCACUGCGGUACAUUUCGCAAUAUGUAGGAAUGUGAGGAGCUGAGGGGUAAAAAGUGGAUUUAUAGAAAAGAGCAGCAGGGAGAGAGAGGGGUGUAUCAUAUCUCAGGGGCCGACGUGUUCACGUACCCCCUCUCCUGACUCCCCGGUUCCCUCCCCUCGAGCCCCGCCUCGGGCAGCAGGUAAAGGUGCAGGACGUCGGUGUCACGCGCCGUGUGAAGACCCACUGAGGAGACGCAGGCUUCGCGAGGAACGGGCUGAGGUCUAACAACUCCGAAAAGAUAAACAGAAGCAUGGGUGAGGCACCGGUGGGAGAAGAUUGUACAGUCACUCGAUCAGCAGAGUAUGUGGGUUCAUUUCCUGUGGAUGACUGCUGCUUGGAUGACCAGAUAGAGCAGCUGCACACUCAGCUGAAGUGCCUCAUAACAUGCAAAAGAAGGAGGCCUGUAUCCCUAAAAUUCUCCAUCAAAGGUGUGAAGAUGUACAAUGAGGAUGAAACGAAACUCCUGAUGGCUCACGCUCUGCGGCGAGUCUCUCUGUCCACCGCCUGGCCCUCUGAGGCCCAGUUUUCCUUCGUCUCCCACAACCCAGGCAGCACUGAUGCCCAGCUCUACUGCCAUGUCUUUCAAGCAAGGCAUUCAAGAGCGGCACAGUUCCUGAACCUGCUGCUUUGCCGCUGUUUCCAGCUGUCUUACUUAGAAAAGCACCCCGAGGAGGCUCAGGGAGACUCUGUGGGCUCGGCGCCGCGUCGCAACCCCUCCCUGCUCAACCACGGCUUCCCUCUCAGCGUCAGCGCCCUGGUGUCCUUCAGAAGAGCUCCUUUUCAGGGCUUGCUGCCGGGAUCUAAGAACGAUCAAAAGUCUUCCGAUGACCUGAACAGCAGCCAAGAUGAAGUCUUCCCCACUUCCUCCCCCUCCCUGGUGCGCAAGAAGGCCAUCCGCAACAAGGUGCUGAAAUCUGGGGCCUACCGCUCUUUCACUUUCACACCGCUCAAACAGCGCAACGUUCAGGAGCAACUGAGUGCCUCACAAGGAAAGGAGCAAGACAAAAUACCUGUGAGGAGAUCACGGGCUCCGAGCUUGGCCGAAACAGAAGAAGCACUGGCUCAAGCGGUGUGGUGUUGGGCUGGUAUCGCAACUGACAGCAGCUUUUCCCUGCUUGCAGACGACGUUCUCGGGUCAUACCUCCUGUGCCCACAUCCUAAAAAACCCAAAUGUGGCUCUCUCAUCAUCCGCUUUCCCUCUGGCCUGAUCACCCACCUUAUCGGAAACACUCACAAAGGGAAAUUCCUGCUCGAGCAAUGCAAGACUGAAUUCAGUUCCAUAGCAGAGCUGAUCGACCACUACACAGAGUCUCGGGAAGAGCUGCCGUGUCUGCUGAGCUGUGCCCGGGUAAACCACUGUUACGAGUGGGAGGAGAGUUCCAGCUCUCAGCAGCCUCUAAACCCACGCAAGAGCCUAAACAAAGCCAGAAUUAAAAGUACCAACAGAAAGGACUUGGUUUAAUCACUGGACACUGGAAAAUGUGGAAUGCCAACCUCAGAAUGAGUGACAACUUUUUAGAUUUUUGCACAUGUAUCAUCUUUUAUCUUUAAAUCAUAUUUGGUGUUUUUGGGAAGCUUCACAAAAGUGUUGGCACUUAAUGUAUAUAGUAUACUAGUCAUUUUAUAACGGGGUACUUAUUUGUAAAGCUGCUUUUUUAUGUCUUUCGAUAAAGUCUUUUUAAUAGCCCUGAAAGGCUAGAAGAGUUUUUUUGUGUUUUUAAGACGUGAAACCUAACUAAUUGAUUGGGUCAUACAGAAUACUUUUAUUUCUUGCAAGUUGCACAAAUACAUUUGAUCAAAUGUUAUUAUUCCUCCAAUUUUAAUCUUGCUUUCAUGUUUCUCUUAAUGUGUUUAGACGUUAGACCUGGGGAAUAUGUAAGCAGUAAUCCUAUGCACCACAAUGUGUUAUGGUGUAAAAAAAUAGGAUCAUGAUGAUAUUGAAUUUUUUUCUAUAUCUCGACACCUUAGUAGUGUAUAGCUUUUUCCUGUAUGAUGGCCCCUAAGAAGGGUCAUUCUUCUGUGUUUUAAAGUUUGUUACUUCUAAUUUAAACUGGUACUUUUUGCAUGCAGUUUACCUAAAUUAAGUCUUUAUCAUAAGAUUGUCUGAUAUUUUGUUGUUAUUCCUAAAUGUUCCAUUUAAAUGUAGGUAAUAAAUGGGAUUAUUCUGUACUAUCUUUUACACAUAGGGUAAUUUUCAUAUUAUUCACCCCUGUUUGAGAUUAAACAACUGGGGUUCUCUGUUUUCAACCAAUUUCCUGCAAAA
This is a messenger RNA of Gymnodraco acuticeps, 2325 nucleotides long. RefSeq names its product SH2 domain containing 5 (gene sh2d5). The coding region runs from base 313 to 1524 and encodes 403 amino acids. The record is from RefSeq and is a predicted model, not a curated record. The transcript is spliced from 10 exons. Gene Ontology annotation, cellular component: postsynaptic density. Lineage: Eukaryota; Metazoa; Chordata; Actinopteri; Perciformes; Bathydraconidae.